GUAUACUUUAUUCCAGAUAAGUCUCACGUCCUCAUCACCAACUACAAUGUCUACCUCAUUCUCGUCGGCCCACAGGCUCUAUGUCAAGUCACUCUACCGUCGUAUGCUGAAAAACGAGCUGGACUGGGUUGUUCGCAGAGAUAUUUGGCGUGGCCGUGCAAUGAUGAUUAGAGCCGAGUUUGAGCGAAACCGUGACGUCACGGAGCCGAGAGCUCUCGCCCAGAUUUUUGAGAAAGCGGAGGCUUCUCUCGCAAGCAAGUUGCAUCCCGAUCCUUAUAUCCCUCCGUCUAUGCCAGGAGGAACAAAAUGGGAACGCAACAUACCUCCUACCAUUGCUCCUAUAUACGAUCACACAGCUGCCGCACAUCAUUAAAUAUUGUAUACCUGCUUCAGCACCCAAUGCACUGUUGUGUCGAGCACCGGUCUCAGUGCCGGGAUUGCCAUGUCUUGAAUUUCGAAUAUUGUACCAAGUCUGAGUUCACUGACGUUUCCAACCUUCUUUACUGGACUGUCGUCAUCUGAUCCCUUCCUGUGCGACUUCAGCAUUUCCAGUGUGUUCUAUAUCGAGGAUAUCCAUAGUGCUGCAUCAGCAUGACGU
Suillus paluster is the source of this 598-nucleotide messenger RNA. Its product is annotated as NDUFB9, NADH-ubiquinone oxidoreductase. The transcript is spliced from 5 exons. NCBI's taxonomy places the organism in Eukaryota, Fungi, Basidiomycota, Agaricomycetes, Boletales, Suillaceae. Bases 47 to 373 code for a protein of 108 amino acids. Gene Ontology annotation, biological process: mitochondrial electron transport, NADH to ubiquinone. The record is from RefSeq and is a predicted model, not a curated record.